AUGUCUUCGCUUGAAUCGCUGAAGAAGAUCACUACUGUAGUAUCGGACUCGGGUGAUUUUGAGUCCAUUGCUGCGUACAAGCCUCAGGAUGCUACGACGAACCCUUCGCUGAUCUUGGCGGCUGUCAAGGAAGAGAAAUAUGCCAAGCUCAUUGGCCCGGCUCUGGACUACGCCAAGUCGAAGGGCGGUAGCAAGGACGAGAUCGUUGAGCUGGCCAUUGACCGUCUUCUUGUCUCGUUUGGUGAGGAGAUCCUGAAGAUCAUCCCUGGCCGUGUGUCGACGGAGGUGGAUGCCAGCUUGUCGUUCGACAAGGAAGGUACCAUUAAGAAGGCCUUGCACUUGAUCAAGCUUUACGAGUCGGUCGGUAUUUCGCGCGACCGUGUCUUGAUCAAGAUCGCAUCGACAUGGGAGGGUAUUCAGGCUGCCCGCGAGCUGGAGGCCAAGCACGGUGUGCACUGCAACCUGACCCUGCUCUUCAGCUUCUGCCAGGCUGUGGCGUGCGCUGAAGCCAACGCUACGCUGAUUUCGCCGUUUGUGGGCCGUAUCCUGGACUGGCACAAGAAGAACAAGCCGGACGCUGACUACAGCGGUGCGAACGACCCUGGUGUGAAGUCGGUGAAGCACAUUUACAACUACUACAAGCAGCAUGGCUACAAGACGAUUGUUAUGGGCGCUUCGUUCCGUAACACGAGCGAGGUUAUCGAACUGGCGGGUAUUGACUACCUGACGAUUGCUCCGAAGCUGCUGGAGGAGCUCAAGAACACGCAGGCGGACCUCGAGCAGAAGCUCUCUGUGGAGAAGGCCAAGGCAAGUGAGCCCAUCCCGAAGGUCAGCUUUGUGGACAACGAGCCGGCCUUCCGUUGGGCGCAGCUGGAGGACCCUAUGGGCUUCGAGAAGCUCCACGAGGGUAUCCGCAAGUUUGGUGAAGAUGCUUUGACGCUCAAGGAUAUCAUCGAGAUGCAGAUGUGA
Messenger RNA from Malassezia pachydermatis, 969 nucleotides. Its product is annotated as tal1-transaldolase. NCBI's taxonomy places the organism in Eukaryota, Fungi, Basidiomycota, Malasseziomycetes, Malasseziales, Malasseziaceae. The transcript has a single exon. The record is from RefSeq and is a predicted model, not a curated record. Gene Ontology annotation, cellular component: intracellular anatomical structure; cytoplasm. Gene Ontology annotation, biological process: carbohydrate metabolic process; pentose-phosphate shunt; pentose-phosphate shunt, non-oxidative branch. Gene Ontology annotation, molecular function: transaldolase activity. The coding region runs from base 1 to 969 and encodes 322 amino acids.